Molecule: messenger RNA, 1360 nt
Organism: Populus euphratica (Euphrates poplar)
Lineage: Eukaryota; Viridiplantae; Streptophyta; Magnoliopsida; Malpighiales; Salicaceae
Product: caffeoylshikimate esterase-like
Exons: 2
Coding region: 265-1245 (326 amino acids)
Source: RefSeq, a predicted model, not a curated record
CACCCCACCAGCUUGACUCUCUCUCUAGCAAGCCAAAGUUUGGAGGAGGAUGCCCUUACCAACCCCGCUUUCUUUCUAUAAACUCAAUCACUCAGACUUUUGUACACGUUAUUCCUCCCUCCCACAACCAGUUUUAAACAGAAACACCAUUAUCUAACUCCGAAACGCCACCCACCUACUUCCUGUAAAAAAGCCCUACCGUUUUCUCUGUUUAAAAGUCAACCAUCCAAGCCUUACGAUAACCGUAACGAGACGUGCGUGACCAUGCCAUCCGAAGCGCAGCAGCCCGAAGCGCCACCCAACUUCUGGGGCUACAUGCCGGAGGAGGAGUACUAUGCAUCGCAAGGAGUGACCAAUACCCAGUCACACUUUGAAACGCCGAAUGGGAAGAUCUUCACGCAGGGUUUUCUCCCGUUGGAUAAAAAGGUCAAAGCCACGGUAUAUAUGACCCACGGCUAUGGAUCCGAUACUGGCUGGCUGUUUCAGAAGAUCUGCAUCAACUUUGCUACCUGGGGUUACGCUGUUUUUGCCGCUGAUCUCCUUGGGCAUGGCAGAUCAGACGGUUUACGAUGCUACAUGGGUGACAUGGAGAAAGUUGCUGCAGCGUCCUUAUCGUUCUUCAAGCAUGUACGCUACAGCGAGCCAUACAAGAACUUGCCCGCCUUCUUAUUUGGCGAGUCAAUGGGUGGACUAGCAACAAUGCUGAUGUACUUCCAAUCAGAACCUAACACGUGGACGGGCUUGAUUUUCUCGGCCCCUCUUUUCGUCAUUCCGGAACCAAUGAAACCUAGCAAGGUACACCUAUUCAUGUAUGGCCUGCUCUUUGGAUUUGCUGACACGUGGGCCGCCAUGCCAGACAACAAAAUGGUAGGUAAAGCGAUAAAGGACCCAGAAAAACUCAAGAUCAUAGCAUCCAACCCCAGAAGGUACACGGGCAAGCCUAGGGUGGGUACCAUGAGAGAAAUUGCCAGAGUCUGCCAAUACAUACAGGACAAUUUCUCCAAGGUUACGGUGCCCUUUUUGACUGUCCACGGGACCGCCGAUGGGGUGACAUGCCCAACAUCAUCACAGUUGCUGUAUGAGAAAGCCUCUAGUGAGGAUAAGAGCUUGAAGAUUUACGAGGGCAUGUACCAUUCUUUGAUACAAGGCGAGCCUGACGAAAAUGCAAGUCUUGUCUUGAAGGACAUGAGAGAGUGGAUCGACGAGAGGGUUGAGAGGUAUGGGUCUACAAAGAGUGAUGAUUGAAAUCAUAUAUGAAGAAAAAAUGGUGGCUUUUUUUUCUGGAAAAGUGAAGCUUGGUCCAUAGUCUCUUGAUGGGGUUAGGGCAAAACGAAUGCGAAUGUAAUUGAAUAAUUUUGAA